ACAUGCUAUGCUGCAGCCUUUGCUGGAUGGACUUAGCCACUGAGCUCGAAAUGGCCGACUUUUCGCACAGAGGACUCCGCGCAGAGCUCGAGUCUCACCCUAAAGAGACGGAGAAGCUCUUAGAAAACGCCGGAGAUGACAAGGAGAUUAGGACGCAGCUGGAAAAGAAGUCGCGCGUGUCCGCAGACACUACGGUCUCUUUCGGCGGACGAUUCCACGGAGGGCUCCUUGGACGGGAAAUCAGGAGCACACGGGACGAGCAUACUAGCUGGGCAUAAACGGGAGACCAAGAAAUGCCCGAGUUUCCUACCGCGCGGCUUCUACAGUUGGAGUUCUCCGGACGGGAAGACGGAGCGAGUGACUCCGUUUGCAGUGGUCCUGCUGCUCGUGUUACUUGCGGUGUACGUCCUGAACCAGGCUGACCGACUGGUGCUGCCCGUCGUCAUCCCCAACGGACUGAGGUGCGACGAGGGGAAGGAGGACUGCGGCAGUUACAACGCCAGCGGUGUAGGAGGAAACGGCUCUAGCGCACACUCUAACGGUACCAGCUCAAGCAGGAACUGUAUCCAGUUCGAUGAUGACCAGCAAGGACUAUUGACUGGUCCAGCGUUUACAGUGAUAUAUGUGCUGGCAGGUCUGCCCCUGGCCAGAUUGGCUGAUACGAGAUCACGCCCGCUGGUACUAGUGCUGGGUCUAACGUUCUGGUCGGUCAUGGUUCUAGUGACUGGCUUCACCACCAAGUUUUGGGAGCUCCUGGUCCUUAGAAUCCUGCUCGGAGUUGGAGAGGCAUCUUGUAACCCAGUGGCCUAUUCUCUGCUGGCUGAUUUCUUUCCCAGUCAACACAGAGCAUUUGCCCUCUCCGUCUACCACUAUGGAGUGUACCUCGGAGGAGGUUUGGGGUGGAUGAUGGGUGCAGUCAGCCACCCUCUCAACUGGAGAUGGACGUUUCACAUUCUCGGGAUUGCCGGUCUGGUGAUGGUGCCACUGGCUGUGCUCUCCAUGUGGGAGCCUGCCUCCGUCAAGGCCAGUAGAGAGGCCAGACGGAGAGGAAAGACCUCCUACAGUAUUAGGGAGGUGUUAGUUUAUCUACUGAAAAAUCCACCAUUCCUACUGCUGUUGGUGGCUGCCUCUGUCAGGAACAUUCCAGGUUACGCCUUGGGGGCGUGGCUACCGACAUUCUUCAAGAGAAACUACGGUGCCUCUGACUAUGGGAUACCAGUGGGGCUGGCCAUCAUAUUUGGAGGAGGGCUGGGCUCAUUUCUGGGAGGGUUUGUGUCAGACAGGUUAUCAUCUCGCUGGAGAGGCUCAAAGCCAUUUGUCAUAGCUGGCAGUCAGCUAGUUGCAGCUCCCUGCAUCAUAGCAGUACUGCUGGCCCCAACUGCCAGAGAGUCUUACGGUCUACUGUUCCUGGCCUACCUCACAGCUGAGACCUGGCUGGGUCCUGCUGCCGCCAUCGUCCAGGAUGUGUGUAUGCCUGCAAUGAGAGCCCAGGCAUCAGCCGUGUACAUUGGAGUCAUCACCAUCAUUGCCAGCAGUGGACCAGUCAUUGUGAGCGCUCCCUCGAGUAAUUAAUAAUACAAACCCUCCUCCACCGUCUUAUGUCAACGAGUUUCCUUCUUUGGAUGCCGAUCUGCCACACCUUCAGAAAGUAGCGAGAGAGAGGGAAAUUAAUAGGGAAACAUCUGAAACAUGAGAUUUCUGACCCUCUGGUCAAAGAGUGCUUCUAAAAAAAGCAGCUAUAUAUAGCUCAAUUGUUAGCUGUUUGAGUGGGAAAACUGCCCAUAUUAUGAUGG
Geodia barretti is the source of this 1793-nucleotide messenger RNA. Lineage: Eukaryota; Metazoa; Porifera; Demospongiae; Tetractinellida; Geodiidae. The record is from the annotation of a GenBank genome assembly.